Sipha flava (yellow sugarcane aphid) is the source of this 396-nucleotide messenger RNA. RefSeq lists its product as uncharacterized. Bases 1 to 396 code for a protein of 131 amino acids. Lineage: Eukaryota; Metazoa; Arthropoda; Insecta; Hemiptera; Aphididae. The transcript has a single exon. The record is from RefSeq and is a predicted model, not a curated record.
AUGUUCAGGAUCAAGCAAAUUUGCCUCGGGGCAGUUUUUGGAAAAUUGACUGGAAAACGGAAAAAGGAAAACGUACGCACACUAUUCAAAUCUGGAGCAGUUCACAACAUAGUGAAUGAAGUUGAAAAAUAUAAAGUCAAAUUAACAGCACUACAAGAAAUUAGAUGGACCAAUACAGGGACGAUAAAUAUGAACGAGACAACUAUCUUCUAUGAUAGCUGUACUGAUCAACGUCAACUAAGAACGGGUUUUGUGGUACACAAAGAUUUAGUCCCUGUAGUUAAAGAAUUCAAAGAUAUUAACCAUAGAAUAAGCAUGUUAACAAUAGAAGCUAAAUGGUUCGAUAUAAGCCUCAUGAAUGUACAUGCUUCAACAGAGGACAAAUCUCAAGAUUAG